UGGCAUCGAUCGGGGAGGCAAGCAGUGACAGCAGACUGUUUGGCUGAAUCGCGUUCUCUGUUUACUUUGCUUUUCUCUCUCGCGUAGUGCGAAUCGUAGGAAGAACGGUGCGCUGGUGUUUUUAGUUUUACCGAACGACAUCCGGUAACCGGAAGUUGUAGUGUGCGUGAGUGUGCGAGGUCAAAGUACGAAAAUUAGCAAAGAAGUAUCGCGUGUGCCAAAUCCGUUCGAAACCGCAAGCGACAGCAAACAGCAACAGUGCACGAUGGCAGAAAAUAAAGGAAUGCUGCUGGCGAAAUCCGUCCAGAAACAUGCUGGCCGCGCCAAGGAAAAGCUCCUACAAAAUCUUGGCAAAGUCGAUCGAACGGCAGAUGAAAUUUUCGACGAACAUUUGACAAACUUCAACCGACAGCACACCUGUGCAACCAGGCUGCAGAAAGAAUUCAGCAACUACAUCCGAUGUGUUCGUGCCGUACAAAAUGCCUCGAAAAGCCUCAUGGAAGCCAUUACCGAAGUAUACGAAAGCCAGUGGACCGGCUCGGAAGUGCUGUACGGCCAGGCUAAAACGAUCGACACACAGUACCAGCAGUUUUCGUACAAGCUGGCCGAUCAGGUACUGAAGCAGCUGGACACCUACGCGCUACAGUUUCCGGAAAUGAAGAAAAAGAUUGACAAACGUGGCCGCAAGCUGGUGGACUACGAUAGCCAGAGGCAUUCUUUCCAGAGCCUGCAAGCGAACGCUGCCAAGCGCAAGGACGAUCUGAAGGUUACGCGAGGCCGUGAACAGCUGGAGGAAGCGAAGAGCACAUACGAGGUGUUGAAUUCCGAGCUGCACGACGAACUGCCGGCCCUGUACGAUUCGAGAAUACUGUUCCUGGUGACGAACUUGCAGACGCUGUUCGCGUGCGAGCAGCAGUUCCACAGCGAAACGUCCAAGGUGUACGCGGAGCUGGAAGCGAUCGUAGACAAACUGGCCACCGAAUCCCAGCGCGGCUCCUACACGCUGAAGAAGAUCAACGCUAACUCGAACCCAUCUAGCCCCCAGCAGUCACCGGUGAAGGCGAAUCUGUCGAUUGUGAAUAAUGUCACUAACGGGUCGGCCAACGCUAACGGACAUACUUCCGCGCAAAGUGUGCUACCGUCGCCGAGAACACCGUCACCCAACCAUCAGCUCGACCGGCAGGCGGAUGGGCCAGAAGAUGAAGACGACGAACCUUCCUACCAGAACACGGAAAUGGUAAAGGCGGCGGCGGCGGCGGCGUCGGCCGCGACCAAAGCACCGACCACGAACGGUACCACCGCCCCGGACAGCACGGCGAAGCACGGCGAGCUGGAAUUGAACGGCAACGGCAGCGCACCGAAGGAGAACGGUCAGCCCGCAGCGACAGCGGUGACGGAAAGUGUUCCGGCCACCACAAACGGUACGCUUCAUCACCCGCCGUCUGCAUCCACUAAUCAGCUUCCCCAACCCGACCACCACCACCAAACGCAUCCGCCGACUGCGAACGGGCUGGCCAGUAAUGCUCGGGGGGCGCAAGAGAAUGGGGUACACGAAACGACAGUGACGGGCGCUAGUGCAAACGCAGCUCCGACAACGGAUGUGCCCGCUGCAACUGUUGCCACAACGGCGGAUGCUGCUGCUGCGGCUGCUGCUAGCGCUAAUACAGAUGCUGCCGUUCCAACGCCCACUACUAUCGGUGCAGCAGCUGUUUUGCAAACAACUGCCGGAUCGGUGCGAAUGGACAAGGUAACGCAGACGCCACCACUGCUUCCAGCACAACCGAACGCCGGCAUGGCGGCAACGCUGGCGACACCCAAGACUACUUCCAUAGCAACCCAAAUGUGCACCACCAUGCUGUCAAGGCCUGAGGCUACUGAGACAGCGCGAAGCUUUUCACCGGCUCGAUGCACUGCUGCUGGGUACAACGUAAGCAGCAGCGGUACGCAGUAUGGCAAUGUGUCCACCCUAACACAGCAGCCUAGCUAUUCGCCCUUUCCGUACACCACCGCAAACCGUAUUCUCAACAGCUACAAUAACAAUACUAACACACGAUCGUCACCACUGAUCGCACCACAACAACAACAACAACAGCAACAGCCACACUUAACAACAACACGUGUCAGUUUGAGCAAUAAUAAUUCAAUGUCGGAAAUUAUUUACAAUAUUCCGGUCGGUGCAGCGACAACGGACUUGCCACCGGGUGUUUUGUAUCGCGUGAAAGCUACGUACAAGUACGUCCGGGAAGACGUCGACGAGCUGAGCUUCGAGGUGGGCGAUGUCAUCAACGUGGUUGAGUACGAGGAUCCCGAAGAUCAGGAGGAAGGAUGGCUGAUGGGCAACAAGGAAGGCACAAACGAGAAGGGCAUGUUCCCGGCUAACUUCACCCGGCCACUGUAAAUUCGCCAUUAGUCGGUUCGGUUUUACCUAAGGAUACCGAGACGUUUUAACACCGGAGAAUCCCAUGAAUCGCAAACCAUUUUUUUGUUGUUUUCUGGUCGUCUAAGCUGCAAUGAGUGAAAGGAUAUUCAGCAGCAGCAUCUUCACAAGCCAUCUUCCGAAUAGAACAUCAUAAGCAUGUAGAGUGACCGAUAAUUGUAUCCACACACACACACACACAAAACGUGUUUGUUGCCACCAUCCAUAACGCAGCGGUUAGGCAUUUGAAUAUUAGCUGUCCCACACAUCCCCCCCAAACACACACAGAAAUCGAUAUAGUGUAGCAAAACGUACACCGGGUACACCGUUAUUUUUAAAAAAAUAUUCGAAAUGGAAUUGCAUCAGUGGCGCUCACCCUCCACCCUCAAAUCACCACCAUCCCGACAGUCAGUUAGUAGUUAGUUAGUCAUCCGUUUACUGGCGGGACCGAGUGAGUCACAGGUGGUAGAGAGCGAGCGUUGUGUUGUGUUGCGUUGCGUUGAAAGCAGAUGGUUUCAGUUUUCGGUUUUUAAUUCCCUCACGUUUCACCUCGUAGUAGCCGUCCUGUGUAUUUUUGUUGCGUAUUAUGUUAUUAGUAAUCACGGCGCGCGCAACAUUGCAGCGCAAGCGUGGUGUUUGCGUGCCACCUUUGAUGGAUGGUACCGGGUUUUGGUAGUGAAGCGAAGCAAUGGCGCAAUCUAAUAAUUGUAGUCUUCCCUGUCUUCCCGGUUCCGGUGAAAAAUAAGGCAAAUGUUGCAUAUUAGUAAUAUAUUAACCCCUUUCUUUGUUUAUGCACACCCCUAUGCGCCGCGGCAAUUGUAUGUGUUGCUACGGCUACUGCUGCCCUACACGAAAUCGUUAAUACCGUACGCGCAAGUCAUCAUCUAACUAUCUAUGAGCAUAAUGUCGUCGUUGCGUAACAAUGGAAAACUAAUGAAUAACGUGUGCCUUUUUAUUAAAGAAAAAGAAAAAGAAGAAGAAAGGGAGGGAGCGAGAGAAAAAAGAAGAAGAAAGCAAGCAGAAGAAACUAAGCAAAAGCAAUGAUACGAAAACAAGAGAAAACAAAACAAAAUCGGCAACUAACGAAAUCUUUUUUCUUUCUUUCUUUUUCUGCCUUAAGUUAAGCUGUUAUCAUCUCGUUAUUUUAUGUUAUUUGAAAGGCAAUUGUUCUCGUUGUUUCUUCCCCAUACACAAUCCUUCCCUAACAGAGCUAUUUUUAGUUUGCCCUAACUUUUUUUAUCAUUUUGUCUGUAAAAAAACAAUUCAUGAGAAUCAAAUAUAACUUACUACGAAUACAAUCGACAAACAAACAAAAAUA
Messenger RNA from Anopheles arabiensis, 3734 nucleotides. It is a transcript of the gene Amph, whose product is annotated as myc box-dependent-interacting protein 1. Gene Ontology annotation, cellular component: cytoplasm; plasma membrane. NCBI's taxonomy places the organism in Eukaryota, Metazoa, Arthropoda, Insecta, Diptera, Culicidae. The coding region runs from base 266 to 2398 and encodes 710 amino acids. Gene Ontology annotation, molecular function: protein binding; phospholipid binding. The record is from RefSeq and is a predicted model, not a curated record. The transcript has 11 exons.